UAGAAUGAAAGAAGAACAGGAGGAAGGAGAAUAUAUAAAUGAAAUGAGUGAGAAUAACAGAAGAAGAAGAAGAAGAAGAAGAAGAGGAGGAAUGACCAGAAUAAAUGGAUGUGGGGAGAAGAAAGAGGGGGCAGGCAGACUGAGGAGGAGGAGGAGGAGGAGGAGCAGGAAGAAGAGGAGGAGGAGGAGCAGGAAGGAGGGCAGGAAGGAGGGGAGGAAGGAGCAUCAGCAGGACAAACAGACACACAGACGGACCGUCGGUGGAUCACGGAGCCUCCGCCGCCGCCUCCGAGCUGCUGCAGCCGGACACAGAAGCAGCACCCAGCCGCAGACCCGGAGAGCCAUGGCCGCUGAGGACAGCGGAUCCACGGCCUGCACCGGCUCCAGCCUCCUGCAGCCGGUCAGCGAGAUCACCAACCUGCCGCUGGACCAGGUGAACUUCGUGGUGUGUCAGCUGUGCGCUCUGCUGUCGGCCUUCUGGUUCCGCCUCUUCCUCCAUCCCAGUACGACCAGUCCCUUCAUCAGACACGUGGUGGCCACUCUACUGGGACUCUACUUCGCCCUCUUCUGCUUCGGCUGGUACGCGCUUCACUUCCUGCUUCAGAGCGGACUCACCUACGGCAUCAUGAUCCUCACCGGAGUCGAGCACAUGCACAAGUACUGCCUCCUGGUGGCCAUCAGCUACCUGAGUCUGUGUCAGAUCACUCGAGUGUACGUCUUCGACUACGGGAUGUACUCUGCUGACUUCACAGGCCCCAUGAUGGUGAUCACUCAGAAGAUCACCAGCCUGGCCUUUGAGAUCCACGACGGGAUGGCGAGGAAGGAGGAGCAUCUGACCCCGGGUCAGAAGAUCUUGGCCAUAAGGAGGAUGCCCAGUCUGCUGGAGUACUUCAGCUACAACUGCAACUUCAUGGGGAUCCUGGCCGGACCCACCUGCUCCUACAACGACUACAUCGCCUUCAUCGAGGGAGAUCCCCGCCGCCACCGAGACCAGCAGGCGGACAGGAAGUCCAACGGCAAGCUGAGGCCGAGCGAGCCCUCGCCAAACACGGAAGUCGUCCGUAAAGUGGCCACCUCCUUCUUCUGCCUCCUGGUCUUUCUGUUGGUGUGUAAAGUUUUCCCCGUGGAGCGAAACAUCGACGACGACUUCAUCGCCAACACGCCGUUCUACGCUCAGGUGGUCUACCUGUACCUGUCCAUGCUGACCACCAGACCCAAGUACUACUUUGUCUGGACGCUCGCUGACGCCAUCAACAACGCCGCCGGCUUCGGCUUCAACGGCUACGACAGCGACGGCUCUCCCCGCUGGGACCUCAUCUCCAACCUGAGGAUCCUGAACAUCGAGUUAGCAACCAGCUUCAAAGUUUUCCUCGACAACUGGAACAUUCAGACCGCUCACUGGCUCAAAAGGGUGUGUUACGAGCGAUGUCCCUACCACCCGACGGCGGCCACCUUCAUCCUGUCUGCCAUGUGGCACGGAGCUUAUCCGGGCUACUACCUCACCUUCCUCACUGGCAUUGUCAUCACGCUGGCUGCUAGAGCGGUCCGACACAACGUCCGGCCACACUUCCUGCAGUCACCCACCCACAAACUGGUCUAUGAUGUCAUCACGUGGGCAGCCACUCAGAUCGCCAUCUGCUACACAGUGGUGCCUUUUGUCCUUCUGUCUGUCGGCCCAUCCAUCAAGUUCUACAGGUCCUGGUGCUUCAGCCUCCACAUCGGCUGCGUUCUGCUGGCCGUGGCGCUGCCAGUCAAACCGAGACAUCUCCGCCUCAAAGACCAGCAGAAGAACCUUCUCCAGGAGCCGGUCCAGCACCACCCAGAGGCUACAGAUAGCAACUGCAGCCAGAAAGAAAAGAACACAUGAGACAGAGGACAAAGAACAAUCAUGUACAACAUUUUAUUUCCAUAAACUUGUAUAGAAAGAAGAGGAGGUGAACCACAUCAAACGGACCUUCCUCCCGUCUCGGUACUGAAAACCGAUGGUCAUGACAGCGAGUUAAAAUACGGUAUUAUUUGGAUUCACAGGACGUGAAUUUUUUGAAGGUCUGUGUUGUUUGACUGCCGGGACUCAAACAGAAGAUCAUUUUUUUGGGCCAAGUGGCACGUUCAGGUUAAUGUGCAACGAUGCAAGAUAGGGUAUAUAUACGUAUAUAUUUAUAUAUACAUAUAUGUGUAUAUAUGUAUGUAUAUAUAUAUGUAUGUGUAUAUAUAUAUGUAUGUAUAUAUAUAUGUAUGUAUAUAUAUAUAUAUAUAUAUAUAUAUAUAUAUAUAUAUAUAUAUAUAUAUAUAUAUAUAUAUAUACAUAUGGUGUAACUUCACAUGGAGCAGCUGACCUGAAGCGUCAUGGCCGCCUCGCAGUGUUGAACUGACUCGGUGUUCUCCGGUCAGAAAGCUGCUGAUGAAUGAAAGGAGGAAGAGAUGAAAAGACAAAGACGAAAAUGGCCGAACGAACGAUUUAAGAAGAAUGUGAAUGAGAAGAAAAGUCCAGUAAAUGAGUGGAUGGAGAGACGAGUGCAUUAAACAAGUCAAUGAAUGAACAGAGAAUCUCCACCAUAUUCCUCUCAUCGUGUUAUGAUCUAUUAAAACACAACUUCACAGUAUUCAUAGGAUUAUAGUUUGGAGAAAGUGCCAAUGAUUAUUCCACUCAGUCGCCUUAGUUGUUCUGUCUUUUACAAGAAAAAGAAAAGUGCUGCUUAGCAAGAUAUUAACUCUUUGUUGACGUGAGCGGCGAGGAGGGCGUUGUGUUUACAUUUGUAGAUGUCACGUUUUUGUCAAGUUGUUAUUUAUGUAAUUCAAAGACUUGUGUUUUGAUGUAAGAUGUGAUGCAGUUUGAAGAAGAUGAAAACGCCUCUUAGGGAAUGAGCUCAAAUACAGAUUAGCUUUCUCUGAAAUAAAAGUAUCCCAUAACAGCAGGAAGUGAACCUGACAUCUUUAUCUGUUGGGUCCAUGAAGGGGUUAGCUUUAGUUCAGGUUAGCUUAAGAUCAAGUUAGCUUUAGUUCAGGUUAGCUUAAGAUCAAGUUAGCUUUGGUUCAGGUUUGCGUUGGUUCAGGUUAGGUUUGGAUCCGGUUAGCUUUGGUUCAGGUUAGUGUUGGUUCAGGUUAGGUUUGGAUCCGGUUAGCUUUGGUUCAGGUUAGCGUUGGUUCAAGUUAGCUGUGGUUCAGUUUAGCGUUGGUUCAGGUUAGCGUGGAAUCAGAUUAGCUUUGGUUCAGGUUAGCGUUGGUACAGGUUAGCUUUGGUUCAGGUUAGCUAACGGUUCAAUUGAGCUGGUUUAUUGUCGCCAAUGCCUCAGUGUCGCGGCUAACACUGGUUUAGGAUUUAGGGCGAACUGAAGGCUCAGACUAGGCUCAUCUGGUGAGUUUAAAGCUCAACAAACUGGUCCAGGUUAGCUAACCGCUCCGUUUAGAAGCUCAAACUGGUUGGCGCACUUUAAUGGUUUAAUUUAAGAGAUAUAAUGGUUUAGAUCCGGCCAGCUAACAGUGCAGUUCAGCUCAAGGUUUACUUCAGAGGCCGAACAUUGGAUGUAUACUAAGAACCAACUGGACCCAAAGAUGGCGCCUAUUCAGUCCAUCUGGCACAAACGCCUGAACAUAGUUUUUAGCUUCCCGGUUUACUUUCACUUCCUGUUCAUGUGUGCGGUCGUGUUUCUCAAAUGGCUCACAGGCUUUACAGUAUUAUAACGCUUUUCUGUGUAUCUCUGUAUUCUAUAAAACCUCCAUUGAUAAAAAAAAUCACAAUAGAGUCAUAAUUGACCUUGUUUAUGGUUCGAGGUGUUUUAUGGUGGAAAUGCUUUUAUUGUAAUAACGUGAGUGGCCAAAAUAUGAAGCAAGGCUUCUUAUCCAGUUCUUAUUAUACAUCCAUGGUUUCAACAGCUUGCUUUAGCUGUGCUAACCGCGUAGUGAAAAAACCAACCACGCCACAACAGCGUGGUAUGGCUAAUGGGCAGUUUAGCCAUGUUAGCAUGGUUAUGUAGCCCAGAUUAGCUGACACUUAAUGAGCUAAACCAACUGAUUCGGCACGCAAAUGGUUAUGAUUCAGCUUGGCUGAUGGUUCAGUGUAGAAGCUGAACCGGUGAGAUAACCGUUCAGUGUAGAAGCUGAACCGGUGAGCUAACCGUUCAGUGUAGAAGCUGAACCGGUGAGCUAAGGGGACAGUGUAGAACCGGUGAGCUAAGGGGACAGUGUAGAAGCUGAACCAGUGAGCUAACCGUUCAGUGUAGAAGCUGAACCAGUGAGCUAAGGGGACAGUGUAGAAGCUGAACCAGUGAGCUAAGGGGACAGUGUAGAACCGGUGAGCUAAGGGGACAGUGUAGAACCAGUGAGCUAAGGGGACAGUGUAGAAGCUGAACCAGUGAGCUAACCGUUCAGUGUAGAAGCUGAACCGGUGAGCUAAGGGGACAGUGUAGAACCGGUGAGCUAAGGGGACAGUGUAGAACCAGUGAGCUAAGGGGACAGUGUAGAAGCUGAACCAGUGAGCUAAGGGGACAGUGUAGAAGCUGAACCAGUGAGCUAACCGUUCAGUGUAGAAGCUGAACCGGUGAGCUAAGGGGACAGUGUAGAACCGGUGAGCUAAGGGGACAGUGUAGAACCGGUGAGCUAAGGGGACAGUGUAGAACCAGUGAGCUAAGGGGACAGUGUAGAACCGGUGAGCUAAGGGGACAGUGUAGAACCAGUGAGCUAAGGGGACAGUGUAGAACCGGUGAGCUAAGGGGACAGUGUAGAACCAGUGAGCUAAGGGGACAGUGUAGAACCAGUGAGCUAAGGGGACAGUGUAGAAGCUGAACCAGUGAGCUAAGGGGACAGUGUAGAAGCUGAACCAGUGAGCUAAGGGGACAGUGUAGAACCAGUGAGCUAAGGGGACAGUGUAGAAGCUGAACCAGUGAGCUAAGGGGACAGUGUAGAAGCUGAACCAGUGAGCUAAGGGGACAGUGUAGAAGCUGAACCAGUGAGCUAAGGGGACAGUGUAGAAGCUGAACCAGUGAGCUAAGGGGACAGUGUGGUUCAGUUCAGAACGGUUCAGACUAGCUUGAGGUUUGGGUUUGAACACCAUUGAUGUUAAAAUGAAUGAAUGCUUCUGUAGCUCCUCCCCGUCUUAAGCUCCAUGAGGUGUUUCAUUGUUCAGUUGGUGAGAGGACAGCAGACUUUGGAAUCAGUAUGUUUUUCACCACCAACUCAUUUAUGUCUUUUUGUCUCUUUGGGCAAAACCAGGAAAGCAGAUUCGUUAACGUUCCCCUAUGUUUUAAAACGAGUGGCGUCACGAGAGCCGGAGGAUGCCGUGACGUUUCCGAUGAGCAUCGAGGCUUCGGCGAAUGUUUGAGGCGAUUCACAAAGAUGAACGCUCUACCUGUCGGUUCGAU
Molecule: messenger RNA, 5357 nt
Organism: Cyclopterus lumpus (lumpfish)
Lineage: Eukaryota; Metazoa; Chordata; Actinopteri; Perciformes; Cyclopteridae
Gene: mboat2b
Product: membrane bound O-acyltransferase domain containing 2b
Exons: 13
Coding region: 5-1867 (620 amino acids)
Biological process (GO): lipid modification
Cellular component (GO): membrane
Molecular function (GO): acyltransferase activity
Source: RefSeq, a predicted model, not a curated record